AUGCUGGCGGAGCAGGAGAACCAGGAGAACGUGCCCCCGCCGGCGGGCGGCAAAGCCGCGGCCGUGCCGCCCGCCGCCGGCACCCGCGUGGCGCUGGGGCUGCUGCGGGGAGCGCAGCAGCGCGCCGGGAUCGCGCUGCAGGCGGCGCGGGGCGGCUGCGAGGGCCACGGAGCGGCGGCGGGGCUGCAGCAGCAUCAGAACCAGCCCUUCUCCAUCCAUGUGGACGAGCCCGAUGGCGAGCGGGAGCCGCGGCGGCAGCGGGGCGUCCCGGCGGGGCACAAGGAGGAGGCGGCGCUGGGGCUGCGUGCGGCCGUGUGUGCGCUGGGCGAGCGGCGGCCCCUGGCCCCGCUGGGCAACGCCAUGGAGCUGAGCUUCGAUUCUCCAAGUAUUAUGGAUAUUUCAAUAACCUCAGAACCAGAAGAGAAAGCACCAAACGUUAAUAACGUGCCAGACUAUAUCGAUGAAAUCCAUACGUACCUGAGGGAAAUGGAGGUGAAAUGCAAGCCCAAAGUAGGUUACAUGAAGAAGCAGCCUGAUAUCACAAACAACAUGCGGGCUAUUCUUGUGGACUGGCUGGUGGAAGUUGGAGAAGAAUACAAAUUACAGAAUGAAACCCUGCACUUAGCUGUAAAUUACAUUGAUAGGUUUCUUUCUUCCAUGUCUGUUUUGAGAGGAAAACUUCAGCUUGUGGGUACUGCAGCUAUGCUGCUCGCAUCGAAGUUUGAAGAGAUCUACCCUCCUGAAGUAGCAGAGUUUGUCUACAUCACAGAUGACACCUACACCAAGAAGCAGGUCCUAAGGAUGGAGCACUUAAUUCUCAAGGUUUUGUCGUUCGACUUGGCAGCUCCAACAAUCAACCAGUUCCUCACCCAGUACUUCCUGCACCAGCAGACAGAUGCUAAAGUGGAGAGCCUGUCAAUGUACCUGGGAGAGCUGAGUCUAAUUGAUGCUGAUCCUUACCUGAAAUACUUGCCAUCAGUUAUUGCUGCUGCAGCAUUUCAUCUGGCAGACUACACACUCACUGGACAAACCUGGCCUGAAUCCCUGUGCAAAGUAACUGGUUACACCCUUGAAGACAUCAAGCCUUGCCUCAUAGACCUACACAACACCUACCUCAAAGCAGCCCAGCACACACAACAGUCCAUAAGGGAAAAGUACAAGAGUACCAAGUACCAUGGAGUAUCGCUCAUUGACCCACCAGACACACUAAACUUAUUGUAACAAUCAAGAGACUGAUCUUUUUGAGAUGUAUAUUACCAGGAAAUGUACAGUUUUAAACAUGGUUCAAGAUUCUAGAUAUGAUCACUCAGUAUCAACGCAGGCUUUGACUUCAAUUAUGAAGUUUAUAGUUUCAUGUGGUUUUAAUGUAAAUCUUUUGUACAUGCAAUCUUGUUAAGAGUUUUAGUUGUGUUUUUAUCAGAAUGUUCUCUUCAGGCACAGAAUUAACCAUGCAGGCCACGUGAAA
Catharus ustulatus (Swainson's thrush) is the source of this 1465-nucleotide messenger RNA. It is a transcript of the gene CCNA2, whose product is annotated as cyclin A2. The coding region runs from base 1 to 1221 and encodes 406 amino acids. The transcript has 8 exons. Gene Ontology annotation, biological process: regulation of cyclin-dependent protein serine/threonine kinase activity; mitotic cell cycle phase transition. Gene Ontology annotation, molecular function: cyclin-dependent protein serine/threonine kinase regulator activity. NCBI's taxonomy places the organism in Eukaryota, Metazoa, Chordata, Aves, Passeriformes, Turdidae. The record is from RefSeq and is a predicted model, not a curated record. Gene Ontology annotation, cellular component: cyclin A2-CDK2 complex; cytoplasm; nucleus.